This is a messenger RNA of Danaus chrysippus (African queen), 3801 nucleotides long. The record is from the annotation of a GenBank genome assembly. Lineage: Eukaryota; Metazoa; Arthropoda; Insecta; Lepidoptera; Nymphalidae.
AUGUCGGAUAAGAAUCUACCGCUGGGUCAGCGUGUGACGGUGGUAGGAAAGGACGUAAAGGGGACCAUUGCAUACGUCGGUUAUCCAACUUUCGCGUCAGGAAAAUGGAUUGGUAUUAUUUUGGAUGAACCUAAAGGCAAAAAUAACGGUACACUGCGCGGACAUGCAUACUUCAGCUGCGAAGAGAAGUACGGAGUAUUCGUCAGGCAGACCCAGAUACAACUCCUCGAUUCAGAUGACAACCCAAUGGACACCUCGAUGACAACCUCAACCGAGGAAACCAAACCCAGCCGACGUCUCAGCAGUAUAACAGUGGCCCAGAGGUCUAGACCGACCACUUCCAGAACUUCGCUGGCCAGCAGUCGUCAGUCGUUGACCUCAUUCGUGUCUCCAACCACUGAAAGAGGGACUUCCCCUGAUCUCACGAAGCGUGCUUCCUUUGUUGAGACUGGUUUCGUGGAGACUUUAACACCUCAAUACACGCCGGGUCAGAGUUUGACCUCACCUUCAACAGCCUCUGAGGAUAAACUGGCGAACAUACAGGCGCAGCAAGAGAUAGUGAACCUCAAAGCCGAAGUCGAAGAUUUGAAGGAGAAGUUGGAAACUUUGAAAUUGAGACGUGCUGAGGACAGGGAGAAGAUAAGAGAAUUGGAAAGAAUGAUGGUACAGCUGGACCAGGCUAAUGAGUUUAAAGCGAGGAUCAUGGACUCACAUUCACAGUUGCAACGAGACCUACAGAGAGCGAAACAAGAGCUGCGCGAGGCUCAAGAAGCGCUGGACCAGCACAACGAUGAAACAGCUGACCUGCAAGAAGCAGCUGAAAUGGCAGCUCUUGAUAAGGAAAUGGCGGAAGAAAGAGCUGAGGCGUUACAGCUUGAAUUGGAACAGACGAGGGAAAAGCUGGAGGAAGCUACUCUGGACCUGCAACUGAUGAGGGCUGAAAUGGAGGCUGGAGGGAAUAUACAACUCGCUGCGAUGAGUGAAGAACACCCGUAUGCAGCGGGCGACACUGGCGCCACUGGUUAUGAAGUGAGGCAGCUACAACAACAGAAUGUACGACUGAGAGAUACAUUGGUCCGACUCAGAGAUCUAUCGGCCCAUGAUAAGCAUACUAUGCAGAAAAUGAUGAAGGAUUUGGAGCAAUACAAAUCAGAGAUAGCUGAACUAUCAAGGACUAAGGAGAAGCUUUCAGCCAGGGUUGAGGAACUGGAGGCUCAAGUUGCUGAUCUGAGAGAACAGGUGGACGCCGCUCUAGGUGCUGAAGAAAUGGUGGAACAGUUAGCUGAGAAGAAGAUGGCUUUGGAAGAUCAGGUGGAACAGCUUAAACAAGACGUAUCUGAGCUGGAAGCGCUGCAAGAAGUCCACGAACAGCUUGUAGAAUCUAACCGAGAGCUGGAAAUGGAUUUGCGCGAAGAGCUUGAAAUGGCGCAUGCUGCUACCAGAGAGGCUGUUCGUGAGCGUGAAGCGGCCUUAGAAACGAUUAUGGAUAGAGAUGCAACUAUUAUUAAGUUCAGAGAACUUGUACAGAAGAUGACUGAACAACAGAACGAACUCAAGAGUCAAGUGGAGAAUAAACAGGGCGACCACGAGCCGUCUCCGGAGGGCGAAGCGCCCGAGGCUGCGCCCCGCGAGCUUGGAGCCCUGGUGCUUCAAUCCAGGGCUGCCACUCGCUCUGUGGAUUUGCAAUUGAGGGCUUUAGAGCUGGAACAGGCUCGGGCCAGGGCUGAUAGACUAGCGGCGUGUCUACCUGAUCAUUUCAUGGCACCCAAUGGUGAUCACGACGCAAUCAUGUUCAUUCUGCUCCUACAGCGGUUGGACACGAAAUCUGAAAUAAUACUCGGACAGAUCAGGGAAAAAUUUCCAGCAGUUAACGUCUGGGAUAAGGAGUCAGUGAUGAGGACGCAUACAGCUGUUCAAUACAGCUUCAGAUGUCAACUGGAAUACCAGCUGCAAAUGAUACAGUGCAUGACAUCAAUGUGGUCCGGUGCGUUAGAGCGUUGUUCUCCCGAGCUAUUACUUCGAGCGGCUUCAGCGCUGCCCGACGCUUCUGCCCAGGAGAGAGCAUUAGACGCUGCUACCAGCUUACUAAAGAAUAAUGAAUUAGACGAAAACAGCUCAUUAGACGGUAUGGAGCGUUGUUGGUCCUAUCUAAGCGCUAUGUGGUCAGCUUUGAACAUGUCGUCGGUAGAGGGCGCCUCUUGUACGAGGGACGUGUUGCUACACUCGUGCUUCGCCCUGGACGCACUCGCGAGGGCCCUGGCUGCUGAUGGGGCGGCGUUACAGCAUGUUAUGUUGCCGUCCGAUCAUCAUCAAGAGCUGGGCCAGCUGCAUGAAGCUAUUCAGUCCAGCUGUUCGUCGCUCCAGCAGCAGCUGAAGAGUGUGAGGCGCAGGUUACAACCUGGAGUCAAGCUGUCCACACUACCUAUAGAUGCACAGCUCGUGGAUCGUCUCCGAGGCUCUACAGCGGCGUCCCUCAGUAAGUGCGCACGCGCAGCCUCACUCGCGGCCCGCGCCGCCAGCGCCUGCGCCGACACCGCCGGGGAGAGGGGCGAAGGCGCUCCGCUUGCACACGCAGCCCUACAAGCGGUGUGGUUGGCGGCCCUUGAUAAGAUAUACCAGCAGGAGGAGCAAGGCGUUGUGAAAACGGUGAAGAACGCGUUAUCACAAACAGCCAAGGACGUUGAGGCGUUGGCCAACUUCGUGAGGGACCGCGAGUACGACUUGAUGUCGAGCACCAAUGGAGCUGAUGAUACGCCGACUCCGCCUAUAGUACUCCGAGCACAGUUAGUGAAGAAACAGCUUGAAGAAACAAAGACCUUGACUAUAAGACUGGAGAAUAAGGAGGCUGAUAUUAAGGAAUUGAAGAAGGCGCUUAAGGCGAAACAAGAAGAAUUAUCUGAAAUGCAAAUUAGGCGGGAACUUGGUGAGAGGAAACUUGUAGCUGCUGCGAGGGACGCGGAGUUGAAGUCACAGCAGUUACAGCGGCGGCUGGACGACGCUCAGAACCAGUUUAAGAGGAAAGAGAAAGAGUUUGAGGAGACUAUGGAUCACCUUCAACAAGAUAUAGAUCUACUUGCCAGUGAACGAGGAGCUCUUAGGGAUAAGCUGAAGUUAUACGCUAAGAGGUCACAUCACGAAGAAACACCAGUCAAAGUUACACCGGGAGUUCCCCCGGGAGAGGUGAACGAGGCUUUGCAGCACCAGCUUAAAGUACUUAGCUGGGCUGUUGAACGUGAGCGCGCGGCCCGUGUGUCGGCCGUGAGUCGGGCGGAGCGCGCGGCCCUGAGGGCGCUUCGCCCCCUGCAUCACCCGGGCGCUCCGGAACAUGCUAGAAGGAGGGCGGCUGCCGCUAGCUUGGAGAAGGAACUGGCGAAAUUACAAGCUGAGUGGACUCUGUUCGUGGCUAGAUCAGGUUUGGUGAAGUUCCCGUCGGAGCCAGGACAGUACGCGCGGGCCCUGGAGCAACACAAGGAGAAACAAAAACGAACGAGGAGACAACUGGAGGAGAAGCUGGUUCGCCUACAGCUUGAAGCCCGUUCGUUGCUGUUAACACACCGUCCUUGGCGCGUCUCAUUAGCUGACCUCGCGUGUUUCCCGGCACCCGACUUGGCAGCGGCCUUGGACCCUAAGACGGUGGAAGUUGGUACGAUUACAUACCCAGCCGGCGAGGGGCUUAGCGAUGAUACUAUAUAUGUGACACCUACACAACUGGCAAAGUUGCGAGAGAUAGUCACCGAGCUCCAAUCAGAUGACGUUCAGCUCGACCUCAAGCCUCUGGACACCACCGUGUGCGCAGCUUGA